Molecule: messenger RNA, 2013 nt
Organism: Scomber scombrus (Atlantic mackerel)
Lineage: Eukaryota; Metazoa; Chordata; Actinopteri; Scombriformes; Scombridae
Product: fucolectin-4-like
Exons: 6
Coding region: 537-1472 (311 amino acids)
Source: RefSeq, a predicted model, not a curated record
GUGUGUUUUUAUAAUAUAUGAAUAUCUUGGUGUGCAUAUCAAAUCAUUACAUUUGAAUAAUCAAUUUUUAUGUGCAGUCAGGAAUUUAAUUAAUCCAUUUAUCAAACACUAGUUUUCAGCGGUUUAGGUCAUCCCCCAUUGACACCAGAAAGUGACUGAGAGUUAUUGUAUUACUUUGAUUAUUAGUAAGAUAGUUGGUUUGUAUUGUGUGGUCUUUGUCAUACUUGCUACCAUGCACUUGGAUAACCUCUUGUAUUCAAUUCACAAAUAGGGAAAUGAAAUACUUGUACAAGGAAGUAAACCAAUGGGACAUGAUUGGACAGUGUUGAAAUGAAUAUGACGUUAUUUCUGAUGAUUGGUUGGAUAUGGUUCAACUGAUGGUAUAGUUGAAAGGAAAAUAUGCAUAUAAAGAGCACAGAAAGUGUGUUGUUUUCAGGGCUUUGAAGCUUUUUGCUGUUUGGUUGAAUCAUCAUACUCCAGGAAGAAAGCGCUUGCUCUGUCCAGGUCUCCAGACAUCUUCAUCUGUCUCAACCAGCAUGAUGAAACUCAGCAUUCACCUUCUGGUCCUCGUCCUGGGGACGUCCUCGGCAUACACUUAUCAAAAUGUGGCCUUGCGUGGAAAAGCGACACAGUCAGACCGCUAUGAGCACAUGUUUGGAUCUGCCUACAGUGCCAUCGAUGGAAACCGUGACUCUACUUUUGCGGCCGGUUCAUGCACCCACACUGAUGAAGAGACCAGCCCCUGGUGGAGAGUGGACUUGCUGGAGUCGUACAUCGUCACCUCCAUCGCCAUCACCAACAGAGGAGACUGCUGUGAAGACAGGCUCAAUGGGCUGCAGAUCCACAUAGGCAACUCUUUACAUGAAAAUGGUAUAGAAAACCCCAUGGUCGGCACAAUUUCUGAAAUUGGUGCCGCUAAAUUGUUCACUCUCACUUUGGAUGAGCGUGUGGAGGGACGUUAUGUGACUUUGACUCUACCUGGUUCAAAAAAGAUUCUUACACUCUGCGAAGUGGAAGUCUAUGGGUACCGUGCCCCAACUGGAGAGAACCUGGCAAUCCGAGGAAAAGCCUCACAGUCAUCAUUGUAUACAUUUGGCAUAGCAUAUAAUGCCAUAGAUGGAAAUCGCAACAGCAAUUGGGACAAGGGGUCCUGCACUCAUACAAACAAUGACAUCAAUCCCUGGUGGCGACUGGACCUGGGGAAAACCUAUAAAGUGUUUUCUAUUAAGAUAACCAACAGAGAUGUUGAGCCAGAACGACUCGAUGGAGCUGAGAUCCGCAUUGGAGAUUCUCUUGCAAGCAAUGGAAACAACAAUACCAGGUGUGCUGUGAUCACAAGAAUCCCUGCAGGUGAUGUCGCUGAGUUCAAGUGUAAUGGGAUGGACGGUCGCUAUGUUAACAUAGUUAUCCCAGAUAGAGAAGAGUUCCUAACCCUGUGUGAAGUGGAGGUGUAUGGCUCUAUCUUAGAUUAAGUCAGAGGAGGUUCAAAAUGCAUAAAAAUAACAUUUUGCUUUUGCAUAUAAAUAUUAACCGGUUCAAGUUAUGAUUAUAGCUUCAGCUUCAAUAUCGUCAAAAUACUUAAAUGGCAUAUAAUGCAGUAUGUGGAAAAUGCUGUGUAUCAAUUUACAUACUUUUGUUUGCACACUUCUAUGUAGUACACUGUGUACUUUCCUGUGCAGUGCGCAAUUUUCGACAGGUUAGUGUUGUCUCAAAUCAAAUUGCGCACUUACCGGAAAUGAUGAUUAGCGAUGUUCACUGUAGUUAAAAAGUCUUCUUCUGCCAUUUCCAGUUUGAAAAGUGGCCUCCCUCGACUUUUUGAUUAGCAUAUUCUGUUUUAUCGGUGUAUAAAUGAAACUUCAGCCAGUCUACAUCGUGUUCUGUCUACUUUUUAACUUCUCAUACUGUUGUUGAGUUGUAAUUUUUUUUAAAAAUACAAAACUUGUCACUUUACUGUCACUACCUUCUCUGUUGCAUAACACUGUGGAUGUCAUUAUAGCUGAAAUAAAAUAAUUA